Molecule: messenger RNA, 1573 nt
Organism: Spodoptera litura
Lineage: Eukaryota; Metazoa; Arthropoda; Insecta; Lepidoptera; Noctuidae
Product: p21-activated protein kinase-interacting protein 1-like
Molecular function (GO): protein binding
Source: RefSeq, a predicted model, not a curated record
UACAAAUGACAUUUUGAAUCAAAAUAAAACGUGCAUGCUUGUGAGGUUAGAUCGUUGCAAAAUAACGAUUGCUUUAUUCUUUAGUGGAGAUUUAUUAUCUUAGAAUAAGUAAAAAUUCCGUUUAUAAUGGACGAGUUAAUUGUAGGCACGUACGAAGGCUUUGUACUAGGAUAUUCUAUACGCACUGAAGAUGCGGUAAUGAAAUUGAAACAAACGUUUGCUACUCAUUCACAUACAGCAUCAGUCAGAUGUAUGUCUAUAGGAGGUAAAUUCCUUGCAUCGGGUGGCACCGAUGAUAAAGUGGUGGUCAUCGACAUGAAAACUCGCAAAGAGCACACAGUCCUUAUGAACCACGAUGGAACGAUAAAUACCGUCGCUUUCACCAACGGCGGUACACAUCUACUAACUGGCAGUGAUGACGGUUCAAUCAUUGUUACCAGAACAGGCAAUUGGCAAAUAGAAAAGAUAUGGAAGAAAGCACAUGGAGGUCAGCCAGUCACAGCUAUUGCUGUACAUCCAUCAGAUAAGCUUGCACUCAGUGUAGGUGGUGACAAAACUCUCAGAACAUGGAAUUUGAUCAAAGGUCGUCCAGCCUUUACAAUCAACCUCGCUAGUAAAGGUGUAUUAUUACCCACAGAAAUCAAGUUCUCUCCUGGAGGAGAUAGGUUUUCAUUAGUUUCUCAACAGUCUGUUGAUGUAUGGACAAUUAGUAAAGCUGGUGUUGAAAAACGAAUAACUUGUACCUCAAAACCAACAUCAGUGCAGUGGUUGAGUGAUGAGAGGAUAUAUGUUGGACUAGAAAAUGGCAAUGUAAUUACUCUGACUGUGUCUGAUACACAAGCCCUUACUUAUAAGGCACACAAACAGAGAGUAAAGUCACUGCAUUAUGAAAGUGAAAUGUUAUAUUCAGCUUCUAGUUCAGGAGAACUGAAGGUCUGGUCUGUUGAUGAUUCUACGUUAGAUGAACUCUGUUCCUGCAAUGCUUCCUGUAGGGUAACUUGUGUCACACUAAAUAGGCAAAGCCAUCUUAUCAAAAAGGAGGACAAGUCUGAUGAAGAAGAAACAGAAGAGAAAGUAGCAAGUGAGGAAAAUGAUGACUCUGAAGAAACUGAGGAAGUCAGUCCUCCACCCUCUAAGAGAAAACCUGGGGCAUUUGUCACCAUUAGCUAUGGUGAUGAUGACAAAGGCGACCAUGAUGAAGAUACAGAAGUUAAACCACCACCAGCAAAGAAAUUCAAGAAAAGAAAACGCAACAAAAAGUCUAAAAAAGCUGUUAAACCCGCUGAUUAAAUUUAAUACUUGAUGUUGACCAUUUGGAUUUUAUUUGUUAUCAUUUCAAUAAGUUCAAUAAUGUAUUUCCUAUGGAUAUGAUUUCAUGCAUUAACAAUAGCAGCAAGAAAACUCACAUCUACAUUGCAGGAUUAUAUUUUCAUUGUCUUCUCACAAAAUGUACAUGAUACACAAGAACACAGUAAAAAACAAUGUGAUGUAGACUUUGGUUUGUUUAUUAAAUUAUAAAUAAAAAAAUCUUCUCUUGAACACACACCCAAAUACAUAAUUAAGUUCAUAAUAA